Pristis pectinata (smalltooth sawfish) is the source of this 9583-nucleotide messenger RNA. Its product is annotated as thyroid hormone receptor alpha. The record is from RefSeq and is a predicted model, not a curated record. Gene Ontology annotation, molecular function: zinc ion binding; nuclear receptor activity; RNA polymerase II cis-regulatory region sequence-specific DNA binding. The coding region runs from base 386 to 1615 and encodes 409 amino acids. The transcript has 10 exons. Lineage: Eukaryota; Metazoa; Chordata; Chondrichthyes; Rhinopristiformes; Pristidae. Gene Ontology annotation, biological process: negative regulation of transcription by RNA polymerase II; retinoic acid receptor signaling pathway; positive regulation of transcription by RNA polymerase II.
CAGGACAAACAGAAAUCAGAGAUGAGAAGAGGGGAAGGGGAGGGUAAAGAAGUAGCUACAAUUUGCGGCAUAAAAUACCGUGUGAAUUAAUCAGCGUCUCUGCACCCUGAAACCUACCAAGUCGGGAGAAACGGACGAGCAGGGGAAGAGAAGAAACUGCGGAGGUUACUCUGACAGCUUCUGAAAGGAGAAGGAAAACUCAGAAAUCUGAAGCCAUGAGGGUUUCUUUGCGCAAGGCUCUAUCUGGGCUCUGUUAAGGCGGUGGAUGGGAAUUCAUUUACAAGAUCAAGACAAGGAUAGUUUAUGAAAGCAAGAAGAAUGUGUACAGCAACCUGGCUGUGGACACACUCCUACUCGUAAGUGACAUUGAAUGGAACAGCCCUGAAUGGAACACACAUCCAGCAACCUCCCAGCUCUACAAAAGGAGGAUGUGGAAAGGUGGCCCGAUGGGAAGAGAAAGCGGAAGAACAGUCAAUCCUCCAUGAAAUCCACCAGCAUGUCAGGGUACAUUCCCAGUUACCUAGAGAAGGAUGAGCCCUGUGUUGUCUGUGGUGAUAAAGCGACUGGAUACCAUUACCGCUGUAUCACGUGCGAAGGUUGUAAGGGUUUCUUCAGGAGGACAAUCCAGAAAAACUUACACCCUGCCUAUUCCUGUAAAUAUGAUGGCUGCUGUGUGGUUGACAAGAUCACCAGGAACCAAUGCCAGCUCUGCCGAUUCAAGAAAUGCACCGCUGUUGGCAUGGCAAUGGACCUGGUGUUGGACGAGAGCAAGCGCAUCGCCAAAAGGAAGCUGAUUGAAGAGAAUCGGGAGAAGCGACGGCGAGAGGAAGUGGUGAAGACCAUGCAGAACAGGCCUGAGCCCACCAGCGAGGAAUGGGAGCUGAUCCGGGUUGCCACGGAGGCACACAUGACAACCAACGCACAGGGCAGUCACUGGAAGCAGAAACGGAAAUUUCUGCCAGAAGACAUUGGCCAGUCUCCAAUGGUGACCACAGCGGAAGGAGAUAAAGUUGACCUUGAAGCCUUCAGCCAGUUCACCAGGAUUAUCACCCCAGCCAUUACCAGAGUUGUGGAUUUUGCCAAAAAACUACCAAUGUUCUCAGAGCUGCCUUGUGAGGACCAGAUCAUCCUUCUGAAGGGCUGCUGUAUGGAGAUAAUGUCUUUGAGAGCUGCUGUCCGAUAUGAUGCAGAGAGCGAGACGCUAACACUAAAUGGGGAGAUGGCCGUCAAGAGAGAACAGCUGAAAAAUGGAGGGCUUGGAGUCGUCUCUGAUGCCAUAUUUGAACUGGGCAAAUCCUUAUCGGCCUUCAGUCUGGAUGACACAGAGGUGGCCCUACUCCAGGCAGUUUUAUUGAUGUCCUCAGAUCGAACAGGAUUAACGUGUACAAGCAAAAUAGAGAAAUGCCAAGAGGCCUACCUCCUGGCGUUCGAACAUUACAUAAACUAUCGCAAACACAACAUUCCACAUUUCUGGCCAAAACUGCUGAUGAAAGUUACAGACCUACGAAUGAUUGGAGCUUGCCACGCCAGCCGCUUCCUCCACAUGAAGGUUGAAUGUCCCACAGAACUCUUCCCUCCCUUAUUCUUGGAGGUAUUUGAAGAUCAGGAAGUGUAGGGUUAAGUGAAAACUUGGAACCAGAAACAGAAAGUAAAACAAUCACCGGCUAACUGCCUGGCUAUUUGUCCAUUGCGGAUCAUCUUGUCUGUCUAGACUUGUCCGAAACUCAAAGAACCAUUCCAUUCAUGCGGGUACAGUUGCAAAUAUUUUGUAAGUCAUAGUAAUGUCCUUUUAUCCUUGUGCUCUGUCUUACAAAGGAAGGUCAUGCCGACUAGCUGCCCAUUGCUGCUUUACAGCUGAUAUUAUAAACAGCCAUCUCCAAAAACAAAAUGGCCAAUAGUCCCAUCUUCAUUUCCCAUGGUUUCAAAUCAGUACAACAUUUCUGGUGGGCUGUCACACAGUGGAAGGUUGCCUCAUCGUUGUGUGUGGAAGGGAGUCUGGUGUUCUCACCAGUGUCAACUAUUUCUUCUUAACAUACAACGGUUAAGAUAGAGGAGAGGAAAGUAAAGACACGCAUUUCCCUGCAUCAUUGUCACAUGGGAGGAAGUACAAAACUGGAAGGACAGGCAGAGAUAAAAGGCUACAGUGAAGUGUUUACAACAGAGUUUGGCAAACACAUCUGAAUCUUUGGCUGCAGUCAAGGAAUGGGAACUUUGCACGAUCUACAAUCCAGAGCCAUUUUCAAUGGGAGAACAACAAAUAAAGGCAGCUCCAUGUAAGGCCUCCUUCCUCGUCGGCCAUUCCAGGGUUCCAUCAACACUGAAGCCUCCUCUUGUCAAGUGAAGCCUCCUAUCAGCGCGGAGGUUGCCAACGCAGAGCCAAAGCUGCCAAUUAUGGUCUGUGACAAGGAGCGCAAUCAGGAAGGGCCACAAAGAAAGGAAGGGGAAAAACAGAAGAGUGGCGCAUAAGAUUCCCCACCUCAGGAAUGCCAGCAGAAUGAGGUGGCCAAGAACAUUGGAGUCAAAUGUAUCAGUUAGUAAAUCCUGAAGGAGACAAAACGGGGUAGAAAUUUGUCCUUGGUCCCCUGUACUAAAUGCUUGGCAUAGUAGCACAUGCACGUUUCAUUCAAUCUCCAAACUUCAGUCCCACUGAACCAGCCCAGACAUGAUGGGCUGAUUGGCCUCCUUCUGUGCUGUAAAUUUCUUUGAGAUUCAAUUUGUUGAAUUUCAGCAGACAAAUACAGUGCACAGAUGUUACAAUGCAUGCAACCGAUGACAAAUUUCAAUCCUAAUGUGUUAUUUGGGUUUAAUAUGUGCCUACCAGGGGAAAGGGUAAGGGAGUUUAGUCCCUGCACUCUGAGCUUGAGUGGUUUCCUUGGUAGCCCUUUAGUUAACCCUUUAGUGGCUCUUUCCCAGGUGACAUUGUUUUUACCACACUCAUUCCUUUUGUAUUUCUCUCUUCUGGAAACACAAACCACACAAAGCACGUCAAGUUCCCUGGCAAGCUUUGAAGGUCAUCUUUGCAAGGCUAAAUGUUAAAGUUGUCUCAGCGUAGUUUUCUCACUAUCUUCUGGUUGUAGUGCCAUUGUCAAAAACAAAACCAACAAACCAAAUUUAAAAGACAGACCUUCAAUGUUUGCGAAGUCCUUGCGUGUAAUGAAUGACCUCAGUACUGAAUCAUCAGCCAGUGAUUUACAAAGACGUAAAGUCUGGAACUGAACAGCCAAGAGUUGGGGGUUGUGCUAUUUCCAUCGGUCAUUAGUAGGUGGAAAUGAUUUGCAUCUCUAUUAAAAGUGUGGUGCUUUGCAUCCACCAGUUAGAGAAUCCUGUGCCCAGUUCCCUUCCUGUUUACUAAAGCCCAUGACAUCCAACAACCAGGAGGCCAAAUUUCAUCUCCUGAAUUAAAGGAUACUCAGUGGAGGUGUGUUCACCCUGCAGGUCCCCAGUCCAAGCACCUUAUAUUUCUUAUUUGCUGCUUUAUCGUAUUUGAAUUUUCUGGGUGGCUGGGCAGUUUGGAAAGACUGAGUUUGACAGUCUCCUCUUCCUUUCAGACAAAUCCUAAAUUGGAACACAAAACUGGGUUGAGAUCAGCCACUGAGCUGAUUACAUGGAACUUGGAUUUAAACCCUUUAGUUGACUAAAAGUCAUCAUCUAGGUCCUCAUACAUAACAUAACAAAGGCUUUGUGUGGCAUCUCCACUGGUGAGCCCCAUGAAGACUAUAGGCUUGGACAACCCUGCAACAUUGGCUGUUUAAGCUGUGUGUGUUCUGAUAAUCACAGCUGUGAAUACCUGGCUCACUCCCACAAUCGGAGUUUGCUGUCUUGCUAACUCAGGUACAUCACCCCCUACUCUUCACAGCACCUCUCCAUACUCCCAACCCUCCAGACAACCUCAACAACCUCCGCUUUCUAUUUUAUUAUGAAUAAGGUUCUCUUAAAUAUCCACAUUCUACUUGAAUACUGAUCAAUGAAAUAUUUAAACCAGGGACUUACUUUCAGGAUACAUUUUAUCACUACAUGUAAAACCGCACAUUACUAAAGAGCUUGAAAGCUCAACCGGUGCCCUCCAAUAACACUGCUGCUAACUAAACAAGAAUAAGGCCACUCAAGGGUUAACAGUGAGAUAUGAAAGUAAAGUGAAGGAUCUACUCAGGUACAAACUGAAUAUAAUUUUUAAAAGUAUAUAUUAAUAGAUAAAUAUUUCAUUUGGAGCUGUAACGAGGUUUUUAAAGUAUGAAACCAUGUUUUAUAUUAAUCACAAUGUGAAUAAGCAAGCCCCUUGUGUAAGAGAGAAAUAUUUGCAUUUGUAUAGCACCUUAUCACAUCUCUGAGUACUUCAGAUGCAGUUAAUUACUUUGAUGAGACUGCUUUCGCCUGAGCAAAUACAGCUGUCAUUUUACCCUCAAUAGGGGUUCACAAAGAACAGUCAGAUGAACCUGUUACUGGUGGUGUUGGCUUUCUGGAGGAAUGUCAGCCAGGGAACCCACUCCUCUUUGUCAAAUAGCACUGUGGGGUCUUUAAUGUUGGCCAGAAAUAGGAAGGCGUGGCUUCUUCUUUGUGUUUUAUCAAAUAACACCACCUUGGACAAUGACACAUCCUGGGGUAGAAAUUGGUCCUCAGUCAUACACAAGUGAUUCUUUGUUGUACUCUGCUUCCAAAAUUUAGCUCUGUUGAUGUGAAGCUGAAUUUUGGAAGCAGAGUACAGCCAUUACUAUAUUGUGUAUUUGGCAUAGAAGAUAAAUUCCUACCCCUCAUCCCUCUUACCAGAGAGGCAGCUUAGACGAUGAGAAAAAUUCAUGAAAUGAUGCCUUUAGACCCAGAUUUCUAACAAAUCUCCAUGUUAAUUGUCAUGGCAUUUUGCAAGUAUUUGAUUUUCAUAGAGGUAAUUUACUAGCAAGAUGGAUAUAACUAGCACUUUUAAAGUGAAAUUUUUGUACAGGUUCAUUUUAACACUUUGAGAGUUAAAUAACCAUUUAAAAUAUGCAGAAGUGUUCUUGAACAUUAUCUAUUAAAAAUAUUUACUGUAAUUCUUUUUACCAUUAAAGUUCUAAAUUUGCAAAGGGAAUAUUGCAAAUAUUCUACAAAGCUCUACAAUAUUUGUGGCAUCUAUAAAAUUAACUUAAUAUUUUAGUCCCUUACUGGAGAUAUAAUGAACCCAGCAUUACAGCACAGGGCUUUAUAUAUUGGAAAAGUAUACUACUUCACUAUAAACAAUUAAUAAAGCUCUACACCAUUUUCCCACAUGUACAGUAUAGGUUAGUUAGCAUCUGAAAAUCAGUUUUAAGAUUUCAGGUUAAGAACCCUUUACCAAACCCUGAAUUCUAAUGGAGAGAAAACAGAAACAUUAACUCAUUCUGUUAAUUCAUUAUCAACCAAUCUCAGCAUUUUCUGUUUUCAUUGCCAGAUUUACUGAAGGAUUUGAUCUCCAUACAGUUCUAGGUAGCUUUAAUACUGAAAGGCUGUUAGAAUUUGCCUAGGAGCAGAUAUUUCUGGACAGGACCAACUCCUCUACCAUGAGUGCCCUGGCUCUCCCUCUGCCCUGCUGUCAUUUCUAAUCCCAGCACCAAAGCUUGGUUUCCUUUAGUUUUUGAUGCCUCAUCUUUCCAUUAAAUUUUCAUUUUCUUCUGCCCCAGACAUCUUUAGUCUCACUUAUCCUGUUUACCACCAGGACUGGUAGUUCCUUAACAACAAUCUGCAUUUAUAAAGUACCUUUAACAUAAACAUCCCAAAGAUUUAAUUGAGGCCUGGUCAGACAAAAAAUGGAUGUAACCAGCUCUCUGAUGUGGUUUCAAAUAAAUGUCCAGCCCCCUUGUAACAAGUGUUUCUCUCUAAGCUUAAGUAGCCACUUGAGGUAAAGUCCUUUCCUAACCAUGGGUUUGAAAUAAAUCUAUUAACUUCCCCUUUGUUUUGUUGGUGUUAAUUCUGAGAUUGUGCCAAGUGUAUCAACCAGUCUUUCAAUGUUUAUAUUCUCAGUGGCAAAGUGGUUACAAGGUCUCGACCACUGAUUAGAGAUAUGAGUUGAAAUCCCAUCAAUAACAGCUGAGAAACUUAACUUCAGAUAAUUAAGCAAAUCUGGUAUUACAAAACAAAAGUCUAGUCUCAGUGACGUUCAUUAUGAAACUGCUAUAUUGUCAUAAAAACCCAUCUAGUUCACUACUGUCCUUCAGGGAAGGAAGUCUACACUCCUUACCUGAUGUGGCUUAUAAAUAACUGCAGACCCACUGAUGUGGUUAAUCCUUUAGUGACAUCCUCAACUCUGGCACUAAUGGAUGGGCGAUAAAUGCUGGCAUUGCCAGUUGUGUUGACAUCCUAUGAAUGAAUAUGUUUUUUAAAAAAACUUAAUAACUUUGAAAAACUUAACUUGUUUCAGAACCUCUGAGUAUCUAAUAUAUCUUUUAAAAAGUAUAUUAACCUUGCAGGAAGAAAUACCAGAAUGAUAACUGGGCUCCCAGGGUUAAAUUACAAUGGGAGACUACACAAACAAGGGUAGUAUUCCCUGGAAUUUAGAAGGUUAAGUGAUGAUUUGAUCAAAGUUGCUUAGAUGUUAAGGAGAACAGAUAGGGUAGAUAGAGAGAAGCUCUUUCUACCAUUUGGUGAGUCAAGGAUCAUUCCUUCCAAGAAUAAAGUUAGAAAACACUUUACACACAAGUUUGGAGCUCUCUUCUCCCUGUAGCAAUAAAUCCACAUUAAUUGCUAAUUUUAAAUCUGAUAUUGAUGAACUUCUGUUAACCAAAGAAAUUAAAGGAUCUGGGGGAAAGGUGAAUAUGUGAAGUAAGUCACAGAUUUAUUGAACAAUAGGCUAAAUGGGCCUCAUAUGUCCCUAACAUUGUGUUCUGCCAUUCCCUGAUUUUUUCAUAGAGCACAGAGCUCCUGAGGUAUAUGUUCUUGCUUUGCUCUGUCUAUUUUUACUACAGAUGUGGUCCUUUUAACCCUGCACUCUCAUUAUUGAAAAUGCACCUUCUCCAGGCUUAAAGCUCCAUUCUUCUACUCCACUCACAGAUCUUCUGCAUGUCCUCCCCUAGAAAGGAGUAAAAAUUUCUAUUAUUGAGCAGUCAUUAAUACAGAAACCUAACCCGUAUAAUUGUAAAAGUUAAGUCACACUUCCAACUUUUCUGAUAACUUAAAGCCCAACACUGCCCAAAUUACUGGAGGAACUCAGGGAGUCAAGCCACAUCUGUGGAAGCAAAGAGAUGGUCGAUGUUUCAUGUUGAAAUCCUACAUCAUGAGUUCUGAUGCAGGGUCUUGACCCAAAAUGUUGACCAUCCCUUCGCCUCCACAGAAGCUUCUCGACUGCUGAGUUCCUCCAGUAGUCUGUUUUCGCUCCAGAUUCCAUCAUCUAUGCGUCCACUGUCCUAGUUUUCACUGCUGCAAACCCAUAAAGACUCAGAUGACUUCUAAAAAUAUUAAAAGGCAGAGACUUGGAGGUGCCACAAACAGUGCAGAUUAGUAUUAGUCUUCAAAACAGUAUCUUCAGAUUGGUGUAUGGAUAGAUACGCAGCAAAUAAAAUUCAGCACAGGAAAUCAUGAGGCAAUACAUUUGAUGAGAAAUAUGAAAGGAGACACCACAAGCUAAACGGGACAACUUUGUACAGCAUUUAAUUAUAGGAGUGACAAGAAGGUGGUAGUUAGUUUACCAAAGCAGUUAAUAAAACACGUGCAUUCAUGAGCUAUAUAAAUAGAGGAAUUGUGUAUUAUAGUACACCCAUAUAAAACAAAAAUUCAGCAUCAGGUGGAGAUUAACCAUGUAGGACAUGAAGGCUUUGGCGAAGAUAUAGACAAAAUUCACUGGAUUGGUUCAAAGAAUAAGGGAUUACACUUCUGCAGAUAGUCUGGAAGAGGUUUAUUCUCUUUGAGACAAAGAAGGCUCAGUCAAGAUUCGGGAGAGGUGUGAAUACAGAGAAACUGUUUCCAAUAGCUCUUGGGUCAAUAACCAGAAGGCACAAAUUUAAAGUAAUUGGCUUAAAAGCAGAGGUGAUCGAAGGAAUAAAGUUUUUAUAUAAUGAAUUGUCACCAUUGGGAAUUCACUACCUGAAAGGGUGGCGAAAACGGAUUCAACAGCAGAUUACAAAAAGGAGUCAGAUAUAUAUUUAAAGGCGACAAAAAUGAAAGGACUAUUAGGAAAAAGCAUGAGGAUUGGACUCCCAGACUUCCAGAGCCAGCUCAGGUUCAAUAGACUGAAUAGCCUCCUUUUGGAGUAUAAUGUUUUAUAUCUCCCUAAUCAAUUGUGCAUGCUUCUGUUAACUGUUAAUGCAAAAUGUGCAGAAUGCAAUAGGUAAGAUUUCAUGUUAUAUAUAUGUAUGUCAAGAAAAUGUCCUGGUUGGUGGAAAUCUGUGAUUGCAGCAAUCUUCCUUCAAGACAUCUAGUUUCUGAAACAACAUUGAAUCCUUCAACUGGUGAUGAAGAUCCAAGACACUGUCUCGGAAUAUCCAGAAAAAACUGCUCUCCAACAUUGUUCAAGACUGGGAGGAAAUCUCAAAGUAGAUAUGAUUUGGGCAAGUGAUUUAUUGUGGCCAACAUUUAGCAAAUGGAAAACACAUUCAAUUUCUGUUAGCUUCUCUUCUUGCUGGUUUAUUUUUCAUUUUCAUAUUCAAUGUGAUUUAAAAGCCAAUUGUCUGGCAUUUUUUAGCUUGCCUUGAUAGUGAAAAUUGGUAAAUUGGUUUAUUAUUGUCACAUGUACCAAGGUACAGUGAAAAACUUAUCUUGCAUACCGUCCAUAUAGAUCAAUUCAUUACAACAGUGCGUUGAGGUAGUACAAGGUAAAACAAUAACAGAGUGCACUGGUAUCAUGAUAGUUGCCUUUAUAUUCACCUGGAUGUGUAUUUCAACCCACUCCAUACACAUGAAUUCAGACACCAGCUUUAUGUAAAGCAUCAGAAAUCUGCAGCUGCUGAAAAUCUGAAAUAGAAACAGAAAAUGUUAGAAACACUCAGCAGGUCAGGCAGCAUCUGUGGAGAGAGAAACAGAGUUAAUACUGCAGGUCAAAGACCCUUCGUCAGAACUGGGAAAGAGAGACAACAAGUUGGUUUUAUAUUGAAGAAAGAGUGGAGGACGAGUAAAUACAACAAAAGGAAUAUCUCUGAUGAGUUGAGGCCAAGGUUGCUGUGGGGAUAAGGUGUAAAUGAGGUCAUCCAGUAUAAACAUAAAAAUUGCAAAAUACAGAGCUGUAGGGCAUGCCCAGCAGGUCAAUUUAAUGGAGAGAGAAACAGAGCCAAUAAUGACAGACUGACCAGUUCUGAUACAGACAGAGAAAGCAAGUUACCUGAAGUUUUAGAAUGGUUUUUGUGUUCUCACUUUCUAGGUCCCCUCAUUUCAUAACUACUGUGUUCCUUUAUGCAGUUUCUCCCUCUCUCUCCCUUCCCCUUCCCCUCUCUCCCUUCCUCCCUCCCUCUCCCUCUCUCUAAUUGCCCCCACAAUCCCCUCAACUAGAUGACCUUCUCUACAGCUUCUCCCCACAGCAACCUUGGCCUUGCUUAUCACAGAUGAUGUCAUUGUCCUCUCGAUCCAUCCGUCACACUCUCUGCACAUAAAGCCAAUUUCUUGGAUCCCUUACCCAGUCCUGAUGAAGGGUCUUCAACUUGAAACAUUA